AUGGCGAUAUCGAAUCCGAGAGUGACCUAUAUCAAAUGGACUUUGCUUGUUUUGGCUCUAUUUGCGCACACCUGUAAUGGGUUUUAUCUCCCGGGAAGCUACAUGCAUACAUAUUCCAAAGCGCAAGAAAUCAUUACCAAAGUUAACUCCUUAACUUCUAUAGAGACUGAGCUGCCCUUCAGCUACUACAGUCUCCCUUAUUGCAAACCCCCUAAAGGUAUCAAGAAAAGCGCUGAGAAUCUCGGGGAACUCCUCAUGGGAGAUGAGAUCGAGAACUCCGCUUACCGAUUUAAAAUGAAUGUCAAUGAAACUGUUUACCUAUGUACCACACACCCAUUGACUGAGCACGACGUAAAGCUGCUGAAACAAAGAACCCGUGAUCUGUAUCAGGUCAACAUGAUCCUUGAUAAUUUGCCGGCGAUGAGAUAUGCUUACCAAAAUGGGGUUAAGAUUCAGUGGACUGGGUUUCCUGUUGGGUACACUCCACCCAACAGUAAAGAUGAUUACAUAAUCAAUCACCUGAAGUUCAGGGUUUUGAUUCACGAGUAUGAAGGGAGUGGUGUGCAGAUAAUUGGGACUGGGGAAGAAGGUCCGGGUGUCAUUUCCGAAGCUGAAAAGAAAAAGGCAUCUGGGUAUGAGAUUGUUGGCUUUGAGGUUUACCCUUGUAGCAUUAAAUACGACCCUGACACCAUGAAGAAAAAAUCCAUCUACCAAAGUAUCCCAGCUGUAAAUUGCCCCUCAGAGCUUGAAAAGUCUCAAAUAAUAAGGGAGCAAGAGAGAGUAUCAUUCACUUAUGAGGUUGAGUUUGUGAAAAGUGAUAUAAGAUGGCCAUCAAGGUGGGAUGCUUAUCUGAAGAUGGAGGGGGCUCGUGUGCACUGGUUCUCUAUCUUGAAUUCAUUAAUGGUGAUCUUUUUCCUUGCUGGUAUUGUCUUUGUCAUAUUCCUAAGGACUGUGAGGAGGGAUUUAACAAGAUAUGAAGAACUGGACAAAGAAUCUCAAGCUCAGAUGAAUGAGGAGCUCUCUGGGUGGAAGCUUGUUGUGGGAGAUGUGUUCAGAGAACCAGAUUCUUCAAAGCUUCUUUGUGUUAUGGUUGGAGAUGGGGUUCAGAUUACAGGGAUGGCAGUUGUCACUAUCAUUUUUGCAGCAUUUGGUUUCAUGUCGCCAGCUUCACGAGGAAUGCUAUUGACAGGAAUGAUCAUUCUAUAUCUUUUCCUUGGGAUUAUUGCCGGUUAUGUUGCUGUCCGUAUGUGGAGAACCAUAAAGGGAACUUCCGAAGGGUGGAGAUCAGUUUCCUGGUUUGUGGCAUGCUUCUUUCCUGGAAUCGUCUUUCUUAUUCUUACGGUACUGAACUUCAUUCUAUGGGGCAGCAAUAGUACUGGUGCACUUCCCAUUUCCUUGUUUUUUGUACUCUUGUCCCUCUGGUUCUGCAUUUCAGUGCCUCUCACUCUUCUCGGAGGUUUCUUAGGCACACGAGCUGAGGCAAUUCAAUAUCCUGUGAGAACCAACCAGAUUCCAAGGGAAAUUCCUGCGCGCAAAUAUCCAUCAUGGCUUCUUGUUCUUGGCGCUGGGACACUUCCAUUUGGAACCCUCUUCAUUGAACUUUUCUUCAUCCUUUCUAGCAUCUGGCUUGGGAGGUUCUAUUAUGUCUUUGGUUUCCUGCUUAUAGUGCUUCUGUUGUUGGUUAUUGUUUGUGCUGAAGUUUCAGUGGUUCUCACCUACAUGCAUCUUUGUGUGGAGGAUUGGAGGUGGUGGUGGAAGGCUUUCUUUGCUUCAGGUUCUGUUUCCCUUUAUGUGUUCCUGUACUCCAUCAAUUACUUGGUAUUUGACCUGCAGAGUUUGAGUGGGCCUGUGUCGGCUAUCCUUUACCUUGGUUAUUCAUUGAUCAUGGCAACUGCAAUCAUGUUGUCAACUGGCACAAUUGGCUUUCUCAUGUCUUUCUACUUUGUUCAUUACCUCUUCUCAUCCAAAGGUGAAUUGGAUAAUUCUUUCGAAUCCCAACAACCGGUUGAUUUUGUGCUGUCGGAGGCUGAAUUACAGGCUCCUACAGUCCCACUGUUCAUUGGUUAG
This is a messenger RNA of Prunus armeniaca (apricot), 2067 nucleotides long. NCBI's taxonomy places the organism in Eukaryota, Viridiplantae, Streptophyta, Magnoliopsida, Rosales, Rosaceae. The record is from the annotation of a GenBank genome assembly.